Messenger RNA from Aphidius gifuensis, 3038 nucleotides. It is a transcript of the gene Cul1, whose product is annotated as cullin-1. Bases 378 to 2732 code for a protein of 784 amino acids. Gene Ontology annotation, cellular component: SCF ubiquitin ligase complex. Gene Ontology annotation, molecular function: ubiquitin protein ligase binding. The record is from RefSeq and is a predicted model, not a curated record. Gene Ontology annotation, biological process: SCF-dependent proteasomal ubiquitin-dependent protein catabolic process; protein ubiquitination. The transcript is spliced from 4 exons. Lineage: Eukaryota; Metazoa; Arthropoda; Insecta; Hymenoptera; Braconidae.
ACUACAAUUGCAUUUAUUAUAUACAUACACUACUGUUAGAUAGUGUGGAUAGUACAUGUAGUGAGCCCCGUUAUUAGUGAAACACUGACACAAAAGAGUUAACAAAAUUUUGUCCAUAAAAAAAUUUACAUUUUUUAAUCAUCAACAAUAAUCAUUAUUUUGCUGUAAAAUUAUCAAUUACUUUUGGACUCUUUGACGCAUUUGCAACGACGUGGAAUAAAAACCCAUGCAAAUAUUGUUAUCAAAAAAAAAAGUAUAUUUUGUGAACGAGGACAAAUUGUUAUGCGGUAGUAAACAUCGACAGAAAAAUCCAGUAGCAGCUAGUUGAAAAAAAAAGGAAACUAAUAAUUGUUACACUUGAUAAAAGCCAAAGUGAAAUGAGUCAUCGUGGAUCAGGUGGUGGUAGUGGAAGUGGUGGAAGUGGAAGUGGUAGCAGUCAUCAGGGUAAUCCACCAGGUCUAAAACAAAUUGAUUUAGAUCAAAUAUGGGGUGAUUUACGUGAAGGUAUUGAGCAAGUAUACAAUCGUCAGUGUAUGUCAAAACCACGUUAUAUUGAAUUGUACACCCACGUGUAUAAUUAUUGUACAUCAGUACAUCAACAAGUAAAUCGUACAUCAAAAACAAGUAAAAAAGGACAAAUAUCUGGUGGUGCACAGCUUGUUGGUUUAGAGCUUUAUAAACGUCUACGUGAAUAUCUUCGUAAUUAUUUGAUAAGUCUAUUAAAACAUGGUGUUGAUCUUAUGGAUGAAGAUGUACUACAAUUUUACACAAGACAAUGGGAAGAAUAUCAAUUUAGUUCAAAGGUACUAAAUGGUGUUUGUGCAUAUCUUAAUCGUCAUUGGGUUAGACGUGAAUGUGAAGAAGGACGUAAAGGAAUUUAUGAAAUUUAUCAACUUGCAUUAGUAACAUGGCGUGAUAAUUUAUUUAAACAUCUUAAUCGUCAAGUUACAAAUGCUGUUCUUAAACUUAUUGAACGUGAACGUUUAGGUGAAACAGUUAAUACACGUCUUGUUAGUGGUGUUAUUAAUUGUUAUGUUGAACUUGGUCUUAAUGAAGAAGAUCCAACAGCACGUGGACAAAAUUUAUCUGUUUAUAAAGAAUCAUUUGAAAAUGUAUUUCUUGAAGAUACUGAUCGUUUUUAUAUACGUGAAAGUUCUGAAUUUUUACUUCAAAAUCCAGUAACUGAAUAUAUGAAAAAAACUGAACAAAGAUUACUUGAAGAACAAAAACGUGUACAAGUUUAUUUACAUCAAACAACAAAUGAUCGUUUAGCUAAAACAUGUGAACGUGUUCUUAUUGAAAAACAUCUUGAUAUAUUUCAUUCUGAAUUUCAAAAUUUACUUGAUGCAGAUAAAAAUCAAGAUCUUGGUAGAAUGUUUCAGCUUGUUGCUAAAAUAAAUAAUGGUCUUGGUGAAUUACGAGUUUUACUUGAAGGACAUAUUGCAAAUCAAGGUGUUGUUGCAAUUGAUAAAUGUGGUGAUUCAGCAAUAAAUGAUCCAAAAGUUUAUGUUAAUACAAUACUUGAAGUACAUAAAAAAUAUCAUGCACUUGUAUUAAUUGCAUUUAAUAAUGAUGUUGGUUUUGUUGCUGCACUUGAUAAAGCAUGUGGACGUUUUAUAAAUAGUAAUUCAGUUACAAAAGCAGCAAAUAGCAGUAGUAAAUCACCUGAAUUAUUGGCAAAAUAUUGUGAUGUAUUACUUAAAAAAUCAAGUAAAAAUCCAGAAGAAGCAGAACUUGAGGAUACCCUAAAUCAAGUUAUGGUUGUAUUUAAAUACAUUGAAGAUAAAGAUGUAUUUCAAAAAUUCUACAGUAAAAUGUUGGCAAAACGUCUUGUACAACAUAUGUCUGCUAGUGAUGAUGCUGAAGCAUCAAUGAUAUCAAAAUUAAAACAAGCAUGUGGUUUUGAAUAUACAUCAAAACUUCAACGAAUGUUCCAAGAUAUUGGUGUAUCAAAAGAUCUCAAUGAAGCAUUUAGAAAGCAUUUAACAAAUUCAGCUGAACCACUUGAUAUUGAUUUUAGUAUACAAGUAUUGUCAUCUGGUUCAUGGCCAUUUCAACAAUCAUUUACAUUUUCAUUGCCAACUGAACUUGAAAGAUCUGUACAUCGUUUUACAAGUUUUUACAGUGCUCAACACAGUGGAAGAAAACUCAAUUGGCUAUAUAAUAUGUCAAAGGGUGAAUUACAUACAAAUUGCUUUAAAAAUCGUUAUACACUUCAAGCAUCAACAUUUCAAAUGGCUGUAUUAUUACAAUAUAAUUUAUCAACAUCAUGGACUGUUCAACAACUUCAUGAAUCAACACAAAUUAAAAUGGAUUAUUUGAUUCAAGUACUACAAAUAUUAUUGAAAGCUAAACUUUUAACUGCACCAACUGAAGAAGAUGCUGAACUUGCACCAACUGCCACUGUUGAACUAUUCACUGCUUACAAAAAUAAAAAAUUAAGAGUCAACAUUAACAUACCCAUGAAAACAGAAUUAAAAGUAGAACAAGAAAUAACACAUAAGCACAUUGAGGAAGAUAGAAAAUUGCUUAUUCAAGCAGCAAUUGUUAGAAUCAUGAAAAUGAGAAAAAUGUUGAAACAUCAACAGCUUGUUGCUGAAGUUUUAAAUCAACUCAGUUCACGAUUCAAGCCUCGUGUUCACAUUAUCAAAAAAUGUAUAGACAUUUUAAUUGAAAAAGAGUAUCUUGAACGUACAGAAGGCCAGAAAGAUACAUACAGCUAUUUGGCAUGAUUUCACAUUUAUCAACAAGAGCUUGUUACAAACAACAACGUAAACAGUGAGUCAACAAUUAUAAAUUUCAUCAUAAUAUGUUUCAAGCAUUGGAACAAUAACAACCAAUUGAUCAACCAACAUGUCGUCAUAUUUAUUUAUCUCAUCGGCGAUUGGCUGAUAAAUAAAAAUUUUCCUCUCUUCAUUUCGAUCUAUCUUUAUCAACCAUCGUAUUUUUUUUUUUUGCACACAACUGGCAGCGUGAGCUAUACCUUCUUUCUUUUUUUUUUUUCUUUUUUUUCUAUUUUCCCUGUGAAAAAAAGUAGG